UUCUAUCUCUAAACUCUUUUCUUCUCGAUAUGGAAAACAAAUCUAUAACCCCGCAAAACACGACACGCCGAUUCGAGUUCCAAUAUCUCAUCCAUAUAAGAACUACUCGAAGACUCCUGAUCAACCAUGGGCCCAUCUAGGUAACGGGAAUUUGAAGACGCUGCAUACUUCCAAAAAUGCCGUUCCACAAGCUUUAUUACAACUCACCACACAUUGUUCCCAUCCAAUCAACAAAUUUACGAACCAUCUUAGACUUCCUAAUUUGCUUUACAACAUUUCCAUGCAGCCUAGACUUGGAUCUCCAGAAUCGAGGACGUUCUGGAAUCCAACAAUUUUCUCUCUGCCAUACUGGGCAAAAAAUCAGUAUUUGAUCGUGAGCAUGGUGUACUUAAAGGACCGCGGCUAUCGAGUCAAUGUUUUGUGCGAAGCAAACAUUUGUCACCCAAGGACCGAAAUCGGUGGAGGUGUUCAAGAAAAAGUCUGUACGGAUGAGGAUAUCGAAGUUCUCGGCAGCAAUGGAGGGCUGCGAUGUGAGAAUACACCUAUUGAAGUGAAUGUCCCUCCCACCCCAGCAGAAAGUUGCCAAGGGAGUCAGGAAGGGCUCGCCGAUAUUCCUGGCUUCCAUGAUCCUAGGAUCUUCUACUCUGGAAGAGGAGAGCCAGUAUUGAUGGUAUCUUCUCAGUAUGCUUCUUUGCACAUUCUUUUUCCAGAUCCUGGCCACUAAAUCAUUGCUAGGUCGCGAUAUGCUUGCAUCGGGUUAUGGUCUAUUGAUCUUCGUUCCGUAUACUCUGAACUGGAGGAAGUUUUUUCAUCUUCACCGAAACGUUUUGGAGGACCACUGAAAUCUUAUCCAGUCUUGACCGAGUUAACAAGAAAUCCACCAGAAACUCGAAGAUCAUACGAGAAAAAUUGGUUUACAUUCUCGCCUACUCCCUCCUCGUCAUACAUCCAUUAUGAGUUGACUUCGUCAACGCGCACUUUUGCAAAACUGAUUGGUAGUGGUCUCACAACAACUAACUUGACAGACCCAAACGAGAUUUCCUGUCUCAUCGAUGCAACACCAGAGGAGAUUAGACUCAACAGAUACAUGGCAAACGCUACUUGGCACCAGGCUACACCUGCAUUGAAAUUAAUUCUUUGUACUAGAAAUAAUUCUACCUGUAUUUCCGAGACUCCAGAUACAGUAUUCAUUGCAGCCAUUCAUCGUAAACACAAAAACGUUUUGGGUCUGCCAAUACGAUACGAAAGAUACUUCGUUAUGUGGGCAGCAAAGCCACCUUUUAGUAUGUUAGCCAUGAGCCAACACCCUAUUCUAUUUUCAAACGAAACAACCACCGGCUGGACCGCCGAGGAAAGUUGGACCGAUGUUCCAGAAGCUUUGUCGGAAGGUCGUGGAUUUUGGGCCAAGCUCACUUAUACCACUACUAUUGCAUAUGCUUGGAGCAAAGACGACGGGGAUAUAAGAGAUAAAGGUGUUGGAUUUUUGAAUGAUGAGAUCAUUCUUAGUGUGGGUGUUGAUGAUCAUGAUCAGGUUUAUGGAAGAGUUCCUGUGUCUGAGUUAUUGCAGUGUUUGAGAAUUUGUCCUGGAUUGCUAUAAGGCGGAGCACAUAAACCAUCCAAAAAAAUUUCAGAUAUAAAAAUCGAUUAAUAUGAACUAUGUAGUUUCAUAAUAGGGAUUCGAGGGAGACAAGGAGAAAGAGAAUGGCGGAUUUGCAGAAGAUGGAUGAUUCAUGCAUAUGGAGAUGGGAAAGGCACGAGUAGUGCCACUAUACGCCUGUUUGUUGUCUUGAAAUAGGCUAUUUAUAGAAGACUUACGAUUCACAUCUCAUAAUGGCAAUUUUUCUACUGGAUGUGUAAAUAGGAUUAGAUAGUCUCAAAGUUGAUCGACAACAUAUACGGUAAACAAUGCAUCAUCACCGGUAAAUGACAAAGCUGAGCGACUCGGGGAUACAAAUAACAGUCAUAUCUUUGGUAAUUAAUAUUUAAUUACUGAAUAGGGGUUCAGAAGUUCGGCGAAGUUGCGGUCGGAAAAUUUUAUAAUUUAUAAAUAUUUAGAAUAUAAAAGAAAGAGUCUAGAAUCGUCGGUUCUUUUUUUUU
This is a messenger RNA of Sclerotinia trifoliorum, 2097 nucleotides long. NCBI's taxonomy places the organism in Eukaryota, Fungi, Ascomycota, Leotiomycetes, Helotiales, Sclerotiniaceae. The record is from the annotation of a GenBank genome assembly.